CCUGACUUAUGCACCCGUAGACUGAAGACAACAGUUUUAGCUCGUGGUAUACAUCCAAUAGUCAAACCCACCAAUUAUUAGUACCCAUAUUCAUGUAGCUAGCGGCAAACUACGAACAGGACAAUGCAGCUGUUUUCUAUAUAUACAUUGUGCAUGCAUCAUGCAUGUAGGCCACACCGUCGAUCAAAACCAUUUUAAGAUCCUUCCUUGAGCACGAAAACGUUGCAUGCACCUCUGGAAUGAGUGUCAAGCUUUGGUGAGAUUUGAAACUGCGGAUUUAUCCACAUGAAUGUGGCUUUAGUUAUCACAGCACAAUGGGAUAGAGAUGUGUUAUGCCGGAAGUAGCGGUGGAACGGCCCCAUUGGACUGUCGCUGCAUCGCACGAUCAAGAAACCUGUCCUCCGAUGUCAGGCCACUUAAGGAUCAGGAGUAAGUUGUACCGGGCCCAGCCUGAGCUGCCAGAUUGGUGUACCAGUAUGCGAGAUCUAAGUGCAGGUGCCGCAGUCUGCACUGCGGAGAAUGCUCGACCUUUUUGUCUAGGGCGCAAACAUUAUCGGACUGUUCAUUUUCUGGCCACUUUUGCGCUCUCCCUGACAGCCAGUGUUCAGAGCCACGAUUAUCAGAUUGUUCGCUCCGAUCCAUAUUGUUUGUUUACGACAAACGAUAGACGGCUAUCGAUAACAGAUGCGUCUGUCAACGAUCGUCUCCAGUCGAUUGUCUUAAGAUCAGCCACAACAUUGUGGUGAGAACAGUGAGAGUACGAAUUCGUAGAUAGACUUUCCGAAUGCACCAACUGUCU
Messenger RNA from Suhomyces tanzawaensis NRRL Y-17324, 799 nucleotides. RefSeq lists its product as uncharacterized. The transcript has a single exon. Bases 333 to 746 code for a protein of 137 amino acids. NCBI's taxonomy places the organism in Eukaryota, Fungi, Ascomycota, Pichiomycetes, Serinales, Debaryomycetaceae. The record is from RefSeq and is a predicted model, not a curated record.